AUAGCGAAUUUUAUUACUAAUAAGAGAAGUACUCUCUUCUUUAAUAAUAAAAUAUUUCGCCCUUAUACUAUUAUAAUAAAUAUAUCUCAAGGCUCCGUCCUCUUACUUAUCUUUUUUAUUCUCUUUAUUACUUUAUUGUACCGGAAAUUAGUAAUAAUCCUAAAUAUAAUUAUAAUUAAUUUAGCGGACAAUAUUAAUAUUAUUAUAAUAAUUUAUAUUACCGAAGAAAAUUAUUGGACUUUAUAA
This is a messenger RNA of Neurospora tetrasperma FGSC 2508, 246 nucleotides long. RefSeq lists its product as uncharacterized. NCBI's taxonomy places the organism in Eukaryota, Fungi, Ascomycota, Sordariomycetes, Sordariales, Sordariaceae. The annotation marks the transcript as partial. The transcript has a single exon. The record is from RefSeq and is a predicted model, not a curated record.